UCACCACCGUCACUUACAGAGCUGGUGGAAAGAUGGCGGCCGGUUCAGGGGCUGCAAGCGGCCACGGAGCCCGUGGUUCUACCGCUGCUCUGGAAGCGUCUUUAGACAGGAAGUUUCAAGGAGUAUCCAACACUAUGGAGUCGAUACAGGGACUUUCCAGCUGGUGCAUUGAAAACAAGAAGAGCCACAGCCUUAUCGUUCGCCACUGGAUGAAGUGGCUCAAGAAAUCUGACAACAAUCAUCGCUUGAACCUUUUCUACCUUGCCAACGAUGUCAUACAAAACUGCAAAAGAAAGAACGCCAUUGUCUUUCGUUCGGCCUUCGCAGAGGUCCUUCCCAAUGCUGUUCAGCUCAUAAAAGAUGGAAAGGUUCGGAGGUCAGUGGAGAGGAUCUUUACAAUUUGGGAGGAGAGGAGUGUGUAUCCUGGAGAGGUCAUCACUCAGCUUAAAGCCAGCAUGAACAAAAGGGAAAGGGAGCGAGAGAAGCAGAAGGAAAAAGCAAAAGAAAAGGAGAGGGAAAGAGAAAAGGAAAAGGAAAAGGAGAGGGAAAGGGAAAAGGAAAAGGAAAAAGAAAAAGAAAAGGAAAAGGAGACUCCACCUGCAAAUGCCAAGGCCAAAGCUGCACUCAAGUCCAAGAUAGUAGCAGAGUUUGCACCGCACUCCCUCAUUGAUCAGUUGUCCAGACAUAAGAGAGCAGUUGCAGAACAGGAUUUGAGGGAGAAGCAGCUGGCAGCUCUCAGGCUGGAUAUCUGCAGCACAGAGGCACUCAAGAGGCUUAAAGACAAGGCAGGAGGGAACAAGUUUGCAAAGGACUUUGAGGAUGGCAGUUUAAAGCUACAGGAGUUUGUCGGCUUCCUGGAGAAAGAGUUGAAAACAGGACCUCCUCUGGUGGAAGCUUUGGGAAAUGCAGACAUUUUCUACGAGAUGCAGUACAAGGAGGUUAAAAUUGUGGCCAAUGCAUACAAUGCCUUUGCCAACCGUGUGGCCAGUCUUAAGAGGAAAUUGGAUUCUCUCAAGUCGAAUCUACCUGGACCUGAUGACUCCCCUAUCCCAUCUCCCUCUGAAGAUGCCCCCUCCCCAACUGGCUCUGACUCACCCUUCCUGGCACCGGGUGCUAGCAGAGCCCAGGUGGAUCCAGAACUGGAUGGCAAAGCCAUGGAUGAAGGAGAACCACUGAAUGACAAUAGAGACAUGGAGGACAUGGACAUGUCUGAUGAAGAGGCUGAUGCUGCCAGAGCAGGGGAUGCGAAGAAAGACAAAGUCCCCACUGCUGUUUCCAAGGCUACUAAGUCAGAAGCAGCAUCAAAGCCUCCAACAACACCUACAAAAGCUUCUAAGACGAGUGCUGCUACCACUGUUGCUACAGCAACUCCAGUGACUCCAACCUCAGCUUCUGCUCAAAGUGCUCCUGCCACUGCACUAGGGGUCAACCUGGCAAAGGUGGACUUGGGAAAGAUCAGCUCCAUUCUUAGCUCCCUCACAUCUGCCAUGAAGAAUACAGCAGCUAGUCCAUCACCUCGGCCCUCUCCUGGGACCCCCACCACCCCCUCUGGCCAAUCAUUGGCUUCUAAAGUGACCCCUCCUAGUCCUGCCCUGGCCAGCAUCCUGUCACGUGUUGACAUCACACCUGAAGGCAUACUAAGUGCUCUUUCGAAAACAAACACACCAGGUUUGUCCUCUCUCCUGCAAAAUGUGACAAACACAACUUCAGCUCCUCCCACCCGAACCUCCCCGGAAUCGUCAACAUUAAAAACCCCACCAACCCCAAACACCACAAAAACCAAACCCAGUCUGGCGAACAGCCUUAAACGAGAAACGUCUGGAAGAACCAGAGACUGGGAAAAAGAUAGACAGCUGUCGCCUCCUCCUCCACCUCCUUCUCGUCCCUCAGCUCCUAUUGUCUCUCCUCCCAGCCUAGAAUCAAAAAUCAACAGUUUCUUGCAGGGUAAUCCAGCUUUUAGUCUCGCUCUAGGUGAUGUCAGUCCUGAUGGGGUUGAAGGAACUCCAGUGAGAGAUGAGGCUGCUGGUACCCCGACCCAGGAUGAGAUCAUGGACACACCUGGGAGUGUUCCAGAAUCCAUGGGUUCUUCCGGAGGACAUAGCCUCUCACCGACAGCCUACCGCAAUGAACUCUGGGAUGCUGUGAUCACCCCAUCGGGAAGCAAUAGUGAUGGAGAGUUUCUGGGCUCCUCUUCUCGAUAUGGAGCUGGUAAGAAGAGUAGCACAAAAUUGAAGGAUGAUAAAGCAAUGAAUGUCAGGAGGCAGCAUUCCUCCUCCCCCAGUAAUGACACGAAAAGUAAGAAAGAUGGACAGCACAGCCAGAUAAGAAUGAUGGGCAUAAACAGAGGAAUGGGCGAGAGGAGACUCUCCAGUGGCUCUCGUAAAGCUAGCACUGGCUCAGAUGAUGGAUGUCUGAGUGCGAAAAGAGAAGACAAGAGCAAAGGUCAAGAGUCUCAUGCUGGGAAUGGGAAAGAGGGUCAGUACCAUCGUAUUGAGACUCUAGUGUCACCGUGUACUGAAGGCGCACCCAUUCAAACUCUAAGCUCCUCAAAUUGUCCUCUGGCUGGAGAGCCCAUCAAGACAGUCGAGAGCAUCCGUGUGAUUGGCCGAGGGUCUCGGCGCGGAGGAGGGGGUGGCGGACGGCCAGGUGGAGCGAUGUGGUAUGAAGAAGAGGAAUACAUGGAAGCUCAGCCUCUGUCACCUCUUCUUAACAUUGGCCAGGGAGGCUCAGAGGACAUGACCCGCUCCAUGCCGCCUCCUCACCCACAACAGCUCCCCCCUCAUCUGCCCCAUCCUCACCCACAUGCCCUUCCCUUACCUCCGUUUCAAAUGCCGUUCCACACGGAUAACAACCAAGCCCCUCCAUCCCACCUCCACCACCAUCAUCAUCAUCAUCAUCAUCCUCCUCCUACAUCCCCUUUCUUCAGCAGUCUGCCAAUCCCCCGCCCCCCUCCACCGCCCAUGCCUCUGCACCCUUCAUCCACCCACCCUGCUGUGCCCUCUGCAGUAAUGGUGGGAGGAGUGUUGGUCCCCGUUGAUCGUCCUCUAUCUCUUCCUCCCUCACUCAGACCUGAAGUUGCAGAACGAGGUGGAAUGGGGAACAGAGGAAACAAAAUGGCUCCUCCACCUCUCAUGACGUCACUGCUAGGCGAGCCCCCUAAGCUUCCCCGUCCUGGCACAGUUAAAGAGCAUUUUAUCCCACGCCAUGCACCCCCUCUCCACCGUCCAGGUACCCCUGGUGUUCCUCCACCUUUACUUGGCAGAGUAAAGGAGCCUCCAAAGCUACCUCUUCCACCCCCUUCUCCGUCAACCACAUCCUCCUCAACCUCUCCCUCCACACCUAAUUCCCCAGCAGUCGACACUGCCCCAGGUCACCUCUCUUCUCAGUCCACUGCGCCACCCCUCCAGAACCCCCCCACAAGUCCUCCACCUCAUUCCCGCAACCAAACCUCUAACCCCGUUCCCCUCCUCGCCUUGCCCACUCCUCGGCCCCCAGUGCUUUCCCAGAGACCUCUGCCACGAGGCCGAGCCCCGUCUCACCAGCAUAACCAAGAUCACCACAGGGGGGGGUUUCGAGGGGGCAAGCGACACGGUCCUCCAUUCACAGGUGUUCCUUUCCAUCAUGGGCAGAAGAGACCCUUCCUACCCCCACGCUACUGAAGUGGUCAUCUAUAACAAGCUGAACGAGAAGUGCAAGCCACACAACUAGCAGUGCAGUGUGUGUGUUAGCCCCACUGGUAUGAGCCCAGAUAUUUUUACCCUGUUAAUUAGCUUGAAUCAAAACUACCUUGAGUUGUGUGUAAAUAGCUGAUUAAAUCUUUUUGCUUCAGCUACUGUAGGUAGCUCAAUAGUCUUCUUAAGCUGUAAAGUGAGGAGUGUAGUAUAACAAGCCUCAAUUUGUCCCUUUUUCCGUAUUUCCAUAAACCACAGAAAAAAGGUUGCAUUAGUUCUCGUUCAAGAGUCACAUACAAACAUAUAGGAAUAACAUAGAUAGUUCAAUAAGUAAAUGAAACCAAACUCAGUUGGUCGACCUGUGUGAUUGAGUUACUUUAUGUCAGAUAGCAUGAGAGUGAAAAGAAACGAAGUGAUAGUUUGAAGUAAAAAUAUCUAAUUUUUUUUCUCUUUGAGAGUUGGAUGAGAGGAUCAGUCUGCUAAAAAUGGAGCUGCAACUACUAGCCUGGUAGCUUCGCUUAGCUUAGCAUAAAGACUGGGUAUGAUGAAACAUCUAGUCUGGUUCUGUCCACCUGUAAAAAAGAAUAAUAUACCAGCAUCUCUUAAGCUCAUUUCUCCUGAAAUCUAAAUAAAAACUCAUGUUUAAAGUUGACCUGGUUUUUCAGGGAGUAGUUUUGUGGCUGAGUGUUGAUGUUAUCACCAGACAGAUCAAGACUAGCUGUUCAUUUCAGUCUUAAUGCUAAGCUAACUGUCUCUUGUCUUCCGUUUCAUGUUCAAAAGCCACAUAUUUCUUCCUCGUAAGACCAAUAACCACAUUUUUAUGUCAAAAUAUUCAAAACAAAUUUAUGAAAGUUUCUCUCCCUCUCUCUCUUUCUCUCUGUCAUAGAAAGGAUAUUUCUUAUUUGAAGUAAUGGGUUUUGUGUUGCAGCUGAGGAUAACACUUCAUUUUUCUGGAGAACCUGCUGUAAAUAAUCAUCUUCUCUUGCUUAACCUUUUCGCCUCUCUGUUCCUCCUACUGUAUAUUUCUAAGCUUGUAAAUAUAAAACACUGAGAUGAUGCAGCUUUUACUCUUCAAGCUGUGGUUUCUGGUAAUGAGGACAAUGAUCAUGUCUCAUGUUCCCUGUCUUGAGGGCUUUGAAAAGCUUCAGCGCCAGAAUUUCUCUGCAGUGUCUGUUACACCUUUCUCUCCUCCUUUUUGAAACCACCAUGUUGAAGAGGAGGGUGAAGAUAAUUAUGUAUUGUUGUAUCUUUGUGCGCGCUUGAAGUUAGACUUCAGUCUCUUAAGAUACUUGGUAGAGGAUGGCAGCUGGGAGAGGCAUUCCAGUUUAAACCACACUCUUUUUCUAGGCUUCAACAUGUACUGACUUGAAUAAAAUCCACAGUUUCAAUUCAACUGGGGGGGAGGUAUUUUAUUUGGUCAUUAUAACUGGAACGGCGCUGUUAUUUAUUUGCGUUGUUAGGCUGUAUUUUCUUUGUGUUCAUAGAGUAAUUGUUUUAAUUUACUGACACAGCUGCUGCCAUUUUCAUACUGCAUUAACAUUUAACUUGUUUUCUUUGUGUAUUUUUCUUUUAGAUAGGUCUGGUCAUUUUCCUUUUUUUUUUUGCUAAAUUCAUGCUUUUGCCCCCAAUACCUAGUCCUCAGAUGGCCUUGUCCAAAAACAUUUGUGCACCUCUCAACACAUCUAGGGAUAAACAAUGGUCAGCACAAUGGCAGCAGCCCUCUAGUACAGGAUUUGUUUGCCAUAAUGCUGAUGUAGUAGUGAGAGGUGGAGUGUUUCUGUCAAAGCCUCAUAUCUACUGUGCUUGUCUAAUCAUAGUGUGUGUGUCGUCUCCGCCGCCAGUACACUUCAUUGAGACACACUUGAGCUUCUGCAGAUGUUCCCAUACACAUGUGUUGGAGCAGAUGCAUUGUAAAAACAUAUUCGCUACAGUGUUAGCACAACAUCUGAGUUGUAAUACUAAACAUGACACAAGUCUGUUACCACUCUCUGUAAAGUGUUUGUUUGUCGUCACCGCAGUCACAAAUAGCUAAUGAUCAAACCCCCCAAGUGUGGUGUGUUCAUCAGAAGCUAAAUUAACUGUUUAAUACAUUCAUACAAACCCAGCACCUUCCAAGUUCAACACUUCAAUUAUCCCUGUAAAUAACCUGUCUUCAUUUGUUUGACAGUUUUGAGUUUGAAAAUGACUGAAAAUGUGUAUCUGUGUACAUUUCAUAAGUUUAAUUGCUAUUACUGCUGUUCUCAUCAAUGAUGUUAUAUCACUGGUC
Messenger RNA from Solea senegalensis (Senegalese sole), 5937 nucleotides. RefSeq names its product regulation of nuclear pre-mRNA domain-containing protein 2-like. Lineage: Eukaryota; Metazoa; Chordata; Actinopteri; Pleuronectiformes; Soleidae. The record is from RefSeq and is a predicted model, not a curated record. Bases 33 to 3659 code for a protein of 1208 amino acids. Gene Ontology annotation, biological process: mRNA 3'-end processing. The transcript is spliced from 10 exons. Gene Ontology annotation, cellular component: RNA polymerase II, holoenzyme. Gene Ontology annotation, molecular function: RNA polymerase II complex binding.